Molecule: messenger RNA, 1077 nt
Organism: Ostrea edulis (European flat oyster)
Lineage: Eukaryota; Metazoa; Mollusca; Bivalvia; Ostreida; Ostreidae
Exons: 4
Coding region: 62-979 (305 amino acids)
Source: RefSeq, a predicted model, not a curated record
CUCUCCUGAACCAUCACAGUUUGAAUCAACAUCCCAGAGAAGGACCAACAAACAGAUCACCAUGUUGAAGGAAGUUUGUUUUCUGUUAAUGGCCACAUACGUGGCGGCAACCUAUGGCACAGGUUACCCCUCACAACCAAGCUAUCCAGCCCCGACCUACCCCAACAGUGGAUAUCGUUAUGUCAUCUACGUCCAAUACCUCUACUACUUGUACGCUGUGUACGGUCCCAACUCUGUACAAUACAUUCAGUAUUACCAAUACUUGAUCAGAUUGCACAUCAUUCCUCAAGGAUUCUCAUUUGGAUCUGGCGGAUUCCCAGGCGGUAUUGGCGGAAGUAGAAUUAUAGGGGGCGGUAGCGGCAUAACCCCAAUCGGAGGAGGAUAUAUCCCAGGUGGUGGUUUCCCAGGAAGCAGCAGAGGAUUUCCCGGUGGUAGAGGAGGAAGCUCUCUGAGUUUCUCAAGUGGAUCUGGAUUUUUCUCUGGAUCCGGAGGCGGUUUCCCAAGUGGCGGAUUUCCUAGCGGUGGAUUCCCCGGCGGACUCUCCUCCGGCGGAUUCCCCGGUUCCGGAAGCGGUUUCCCAAGUGGCGGAUUUCCUAGCGGUGGAUUCCCAGGCGGACUUUCCUCCGGCGGAUUCCCCGGUGGAUCUUUCCCCGGAUCUGGAAGUGGUGGGUUCCCAGGCGGACUCUCAUCUAGCAGUUUUUCUAGCGGUAGUUCCUUCCUGAGCAGCGGCAGUUUAGGUGGUGGUCCUGGCGGUAUCGGAGGUGGUCCUGGAGGAAUCGGUGGAGGAAUAGGAGGAAUUGGAGGAGGAAUAGGAGGAGGAAUUGGAGGAGGAAUAGGAGGAGGAAUUGGAGGAGGAAUAGGAGGAAUUGGAGGAGGAAUUGGAGGAGGAAUAGGAGGAAUUGGAGGAGGAAUAGGAGGAGGAAUUGGAGGAGGAAUAGGAGGAAGAAUUGGAGGCAGAAAGAAACUUGGUUUUUACUAAACUGUUCCCGGAUUGACUGAGAUGGAUUUGGCCUUGAACUUGCAUUUCAUGUGAUUUGCUUUUUUGUUAGGUUGUGGAAUAAACAAAUGAUGCCCAAA